CACAACUUGCAUCUGUGAGCCGGUGCGACUUAGUGAGUUUGAUUUAAACCUUUAUAACUAAGUAGUAAUUGUACACAACGUGUAAGUACGCGGAGCUUGUGAUGUUUAACCUGGAGCAGAGUUUACAGACACGCACAUUAACGUUAGCGCGGCUAGCUCGCGUAGCCAGAGUAAACGGCUCUGUAAACAAAGACUGACACUGGGAGCUAAACGGCUACAACCUUCAUAAUAAUACGAUAUUUUGUUUUACUUCAGCCAAAGGUGGCCCAGCUGCAGUCGCCUGGAAGAAUAACGGCCUCUUAUUUGGACCUGAUAAUCAGUUCGUGGUGAUGCUGAUCAUAUAAAAGACCAUGAUCCGGAUAGCUGCUCUUAAUGCAGCCUCUCAGACUGCAGAUGAACAUGAGGAUCACUUCAGGAGUACCAAACCAAGUCAGACUAAGGAAGCUCAGGAGGCACAGGCGUUUGCCCUGUACCACAGAGCUCUUGACCUGCAAAAGCAUGAUAAGUUUGAGGAGUCGGCCAAAGCCUAUCAUGAGCUCCUUAAGACUCCACUGCUUAAGGAGGCAGUGGCGUCUGAAGAUGAGAAGGUUGGGCUCAAACAUCCUGGGCUGAUGCUGAAGUACUCCACUUAUAAAAACUUGGCCAGCCUCGCUGUGCUCCGGGAUGACUUGGAUACAGCAAUGGAUUUCUAUGUGGAGGCUGUUAUGCUGGACUCUACAGAUGUGAAUAUGUGGUAUAAGCUGGGUCAGGUGGCUCUAAGGAGAGUGAGCAUCCCGCUGGCUCGUCAUGCCUUCGAGGUGGGACUACGCUGUAACCCUGACCACUGGCCGUGUCUCGACAGCCUCAUCACUGUCCUGUACACACUCAGUGACUACAGUUGUUGUCUUUACUACAUCUGCAAAGCUUUGGAGAAGGACAUAGGCUACACUAAAGGUCGGGUACUGAAAGAGAAGAUAUUUGAGGAGCAGCCUUGCCUCAGACGAGACUCCAUGAAGAUGUUUUCUAAAGUUGAUAUGAUGGUGUAUCACGGAGAGGUAGACGAGGAGGAAGCUCACAGUAUCGUGGAGGAGGCGCUGGAGCUGAGGAGACAGAGACAGGCCAAACUAACCCGCCAUCCCCGGCCAGACCUUCAGUUGGUGGAGCCCAUCAAACGCUUCACCUGGAAGAGUGUGGGGGAGAGUUUCCUGGCCAUGUAUAAACACCAGAACGAGUGCUUGGUCCCACGCCCUGACUUCGGCCGUAGAAUUGACCUGUCCAUGUAUAAGGACCCAGACUGCCUCCUCCAGACACCUCCCACCACAAUCUCUUCUGCUGCAUCUAUUGCUCUGGCUCCACCUCCACCUCAAGCCAGUGAGCCUCCUCAGCUCUCUACCCCUGCUCCCUUACCUGAGCUUCCCCCUCCCCCUCUGCCAGGCUCCAGCAGCCCAAGCUCCAGCCUGCCCACACCCUGUGAACCUCUGGUCCAGCUGCAGGUGCAGAUCAGCGCCCCAGGACAACUCCCACAGAGCCAAAUAAUCAUAGAGGUUGGCACUGCUGCCACAGUCACUGUUCCUGCUAUUUCGAUUGGAUCUACUGCUGCUGCUGUUGCUGGUGUUGCCACUGCACCCCCUGGUGUGCUUGACUCAGCUUUGAAUGAUAAAGCCAAGAAAGCUCCCAAGAGGAAGAGGGUAAUGGAGGACUGUGCCGAGACUGCCAAGAGGCGCUCAGCACGUGUCCGCAACACUAAAUGCAAGAAGGAGGAGAAGAUUGACUUCCAGGAGCUGCUUCUUAAAUUCCUGCCCUCGCGGCUGAAGAAAUUUGAUGUGGAUGAAGAUGAAGAAAGCCUGAGUAACAUGGACACCCGGUGUGAUGCCAAACCUGCCUCCCAGCUGAAUCAAGGCACUGGCUCCAAUCUCUCUGACUACAUCAGCUCUGUAGAGACAGAGCAUGAAGAGGUGCACUCCUUCCUGCUGGCUAACAUGCAGAAUGGGGGCAUCCUGGAGCUUCUUUUGCGCUAUUUGAAGGUGAUGGGGCAGAAAUUUCCGGAAGAGUGGCCCCCAGGACUUGGUGGAGUGGUGCUGGAUAUUUACAAUUGCUGGAGGAAACACAGCGCAGGGCUCCCCAACCCACUGUUGAGAGAUUCCAACAACCGGCACAUCAAGGAGAUGAUGAUGAUGAGUCUGGCCUGUAUGGAACUGCAGUUGGAGCAGUGGUCUCUCAGUAAGGGAAAGAACAUGUCUCAGAGGAAGAGUAUCUCAGGAGGUGAUCACGGGGAGCUGGACAGCCAGGAGUCCCGAUUCAAGACAGACCUCUUCAUGAUAACCAUGGCCUCCUCGCAGAGAGAUGUGUUUGAGCGCGACUGGCUCUGCUUUGCUGUCAGAGUCCACUGGCUCAAAGCUCGACAUCUUGCGUUUCAGGGUGACAUGGACGAGGCUGUGGAGGGAUAUGACCUGUGUGUAGGACUACUGAAGAGCCAGCCUCAAAGCAGCGAAGGGGAGAAACUCACCUUUUACCUGCCCAACCUCUGUGUGGACUCAGCUAUUUCUGUAGAGGAGAUUGAGAAGAAGCUGAAGUCUCUAGAGAGAUGCCAGUCACUGGAGGAGAUUCAGAGACUCUUUGAGAGUGGAGACUACACCUCUGUGUACAGAUUACUCCAACCAACGCUGAGUUGUGGGCCCAGCUCAGCGCGGCCUAAACCACUAGAGUACAUCAGCUCAGCUCCCGAGAGGCCAGCACAGCUGCUGCUGCUACAGAGCUCCCUGCUGCGCAUGAAGGACUUUGCACAGUGUUUGGAGAGUUCAGAGGUUGCACUGAAUGAGGCCUUGCAGCACCUGAAUGCUGCAUUACCAAGCAGCCCUUCUGCAAAAGAGGAAUGGGUGGCCACGGUAACAGCCAUGCUUCGUGGGAUAGAGCAGUGCAUCACCGAGCAGCCGCAGCUCCUCGCCAGCACGCCGCAGACCACCAACCUGGCCCGCCUCGCCAAUAACCUCAUACAGCUGAUAGACUGCAGCAUGGUGUUGCCUGAUGACCCAAAAGAGCCUCACUUCUCCUCUAUGUUGCCCUGGAUGCUGCUGUACCACCUGCUUAAGCAAGAAGAGGCUGAGUUCGACUGCAUGCUCCGCCAGCACACCGCUGAUGAAGAUGAUGAUGAUGACGACACUCCGCUGUUGCCUUCUUCUCUAAUGCUGCUGAACACGGCUCAUGAGUACCUGGGCCGCCGCUCCUGGUGCUGCAACUCCGAUGGAGCACUGCUUAAAUUCUUUGUGCAAGUGCUAAAGCAGAAGCUGGCUAAAGGUGAAGCUCUGCCAUAUAAAGAGGAGCUGGAGACUGCGCUGGAGCAGUGCUUCUACUGCUUGUACUCAUACCCCAGCAAGAAGAGCAAACCACGCUACCUGGAGGAGCACUCUGCACCACAGGUGGAGCUGCAGUGGAGCGAUGCUCUCUUCAUGUUUGAGUACUUCAAGCCUAAGACCUUGCCAGAGUUUGAUAGCUAUAAGACAAGCACGGUGUCUGCAGAUCUGGCUAACCUGCUGAAGAGGCUUUCUGGAAUCAUCCCCCGCUCAGAUGAGCCCACGCUCUCUUUCGAUGAUGUAUCGGCCUACGUUGAAGGAGGAGCAAUAAAGGUGCCAGGUCUUCCUGAAGGAUCGCCUCCAGCGCCGCCUCUGGUGAAUGAGCUCUUCUACCUCCUGGCUGACUACCACUUCAAGAACAAAGAACAGUCCAAAGCCAUCAAGUUUUACAUGCAUGAUAUCUGUGUGUGCCCCAACAGGUUCGACUCAUGGGCAGGAAUGGCUCUGGCCCGGGCCAGUCGCAUCCAAGACAAGCUGAAUUCCAAUGAGCUGAAGAGUGAUGGGCCCAUUUGGAAGCACUCUUUGGCUGUGCUGACCUGCUUCAAGCGGGCGCUGGAGAUCGACAGCUCUAACCUGUGCCUGUGGAUCGAGUACGGCACCAUGUCCUACGCCCUGCACUCCUUUGCCUCCAGACAGCUCAAACAGUGGAAGAACGAGCUGCCGGCAGAGCUUGGCAAACAGAUGGAGGAGCGCAGGGAUUCAAUGCUGGAGACUGCAUAUCAGUGCUUUCAGAGUGCAUCUGCGUGUGGCGGCGACUGUAAUGAGGAAGAGUGGCUCAUCCACUACAUGCUGGGCAAGAUCGCCGAGAAACGCAAGCUACCUCCUAAAGACUACCUGCAGCUCUACAAACAGUCUGCCCAUUAUCUCCAUGAGGAGGCUGCCCGAUACCCCCGAAAAAUCCACUACCACAACCCUCCUGAUCUGGCCAUGGAGGCUCUGGAGUUGUUCUUUCGUCUGACUGCCACUAUUCUGAAGCUGCUGGAAGAAGAGCGUGAUAGUGAGCAAUCCGAGCUACAGAAGAACGUUCUGGAUUACGAGCUUUUCUUCAACAUGCUCGCAGAAUCUGCUGUUGGGCCUUUUGCUCGUGGAGAGGAGAAGAACAUGCCCAAAACCAGUGACAAGGAAAAACACCCUUCUUUGAAUGACGAAGAUUCUCACUCCUCCUCAAUGGGCGUAGCAGCGGCGGUGACCUCAGCACUGACCUCCACAUCGAAUUCCACGUUGACCGCCGUUCAUGCGGCAACAUCAUUGCCUGGCGACGGUGCGGCAGGUGUGACUUCCCCCCCGUGUGCAGUCACUCCAGUCGACCACGAUUACGCCAAACGUAAAAAGCUGCAGCAGAGGCAGGGGCAGCCGCAGGACGAGCAAAGUCAGGACAGCGUGGCGGUCUUGUCCGACUCCAACUCCCUACAGGACGUGUUUUUGGACCCCACCAGCUCACAGGACAGCAGCCACAAGCUGGAUUCUGGGAAAUGCCGUUCCUUUUCUGAGGACACCAACACACUAUUAAAAGACAAGCCAUCGACAGCAGAGGAGCCAGGCGCCUCAGAGGAAAAGCAGAUGGACAUCAGCUCCACCACACUCUCCCAGGAAUCCUCAGUCACCCAGGAGUCUUCAGACACCACGCUGUCCAUCAUGUCUCCUGAGGUCACUUUGCCAAAAACCAUGACUACUGAUGCACACAGUCAGCCUCCACACACUGCCCUCCACACCACCCCGCCCAAAUCUGGUCCCGCCCCACUGGUAGGGCUUUCUAGUGACGGCAAGCGUCGACCUGAGCCUCCCACCCCGCUGGAACUGCUGGAGGUGCCACGGGCCCUGCCUGCAGGCCGAGUGGAGCAGAAGAAGGUGCUGGUGGACAUGUGCGUGAGGGCGCUCUUCGUGUGCCUCGGCCGUUUCCCUCAGCACUACAAGAGCCUGUAUCGGCUCGCCCACCUCUACGCCUACAGCAAGACCCACAAGAACCUGCAAUGGGCAAGGGAUGUGUUGCUAGGGAGCAGUGUCCCAUGGCAACAGCUGAAGCACAUGCCAGCGCAAGGACUUUUCUGCGAGAGGAACAAGACCAAUUUGUUCAAUGGCAUCUGGCGUAUUCCAGUAGAUGAAAUCGAUCGGCCGGGCAGUUUUGCGUCUCAUAUGAACAGAUCCAUCGUGCUCCUGCUGGAUGUUCUGUGUCAGUUAAGGGAUCACGACACCCUGCUCAAAAUUUCCCUCAUGCUCCAGAGAACCCCUGACCAGGGAAAGAAAUAUUUACGGGAUGUGGACCGGCAGGUUUUGGCCAAACGCGCCUUCUUCUUCACUGUGAAAGUGCUGGAGGACAAUCUGGAUAAACUAACUGCGAUAUCCGAUCCGUCUCUUAAACCUUCCACCUCCUCCAUGGGUGAGAUGACCACAGCCGACGUGUCCAGCCGGCCUCCUGCCACAGAGGACCCCAAAUGCUCUCAACCUCCACGACCUAAACAAAGCCUCCCAGAUGCAGCCUCUACUCCAGGCACGGACAUCACACCCUCAGAAACGUCCCAGCACCAGGCUGGUCCACCUCACCCCUCUUUACAACCUGGGAUCCAGGCCCAAGGCACAGCAACCUCUGCUCAGCCCAAAGAAAGCAGCUCAGGCUUGGGAGAGCCCAUGGAGCUUGGUCCAUCACCCUGGAUGGGUACCACCAAACUUAGAGACCCACAAACACCAACUGAUGGUGUUCCACCAGAGCAUGGAAGGUCAGUAGCAGAGGGGGCAGAAAAAGUUCAAGAAAGCAGCCGGACUCCAGAAUUAUCGCUGGAGGAGUUGAGCAUUAGCUCCAAACACCAGCUGAUGCAGGUUCAGGCAAGCACGGCUAAAGGACCGCAUGCUAUGGCUGUUAGUUGCCCUGCCAGCCAGACUGGCAGUCAGGAAUUGAGUUUGUUGAGGCGGCCUAGUAGGAAAAGGAAACUUCUGGAGGAUGUGGAGUCCGGCAAGACGCUCCUUUUGGAUGCUUACAGAGUGUGGCAGCAGGGUCAAAAGGUCAUGACGUAUGACCUCGGGCGCAUCGAGAAGAUCAUGUCGGAGACGUACAUGCUGAUCAAACAGGUGGACGAGGAUGUGGCUUUGGAUCAAGCGGUGAAAUUCUGUCAGAUUCAGAUGGCAUCAGCACAAAGACAGAAUUCCAGUGAUGCCCCCACAACUCCAAAGUUCAACAAAGAGCAGCGAGACAUCUUCUUCCCUGCUUCCUUCUCCACUCCAUGCCUGCACGCACACACACACACCCUACCCUCCCAGGAACAUGAAACCAAACUAAAUAAGCCUGCACGUCCAAUUCACACACACUCUCAUACACACUCACACACACAUACUCCCAGCACGCCCACGCAGCUCUACUGCCAGCCCCCAGGCCAGCAGGACCACUCACAGUCCAGGACGACACACAGUCAUCCGAUAGUAGGCAUGGCGUUCCUGCCCCACACAGAGGACAGAGAAGCCCCCGCUCCUGAGGGUCUGGUGUACAGACAGCAGGAGUCUCACUUGUGUCAGCAGAUGAAGAUGGCCACAGUCUCGCACAGUCACGACACUCAGGAGUGGAGCAGCCAUGAGACCGCCACCUGCUCCACACAUUCCAGCACAGCAGAGAGUCUUGACCAGUCGAAACAGGGAGACUCCAGCCGGAUCCGCUCCAGAAUCCCCCCCAACAUGCCUAAACUGCUCAUCCCCUCCACUGCCACAAAAUUCCCCCCAGAGAUAACCGUCACACCUCCAACACCCACACUGCUCUCACCCAAAGGCAGCAUCUCAGAGGAAACCAAACAGAAGCUCAAAAAUGUAAUUCUGGCCUCUCAGUCAGCAGCUAAUGUUAAGAAGGACACCCUGACCCAGCCGGCGCUGGAGGUGCAAGAGACGUCCAGCCAGGAGUCCUCACUGGACAGUGAGUCUGACGAAGAGGAUGAUUACAUGGACAUUUGAACUUGGAACUUUAACCUCUAGCCUCCAGGGGGCACCAAAGAGCCCUGGACAAUCCCUAAAGCACCAGGAGGCAAACAUCUUUCUUUCACUCUUUCUUUCUUUCUCUCUCUCGCUCUCUCUCUCAUUCUUAUACUUUCCUCUUGUUCAUAUGCUCAUUCUUUUGUCUCGAAGCAAUGGAAUGUCCCAGUUCCGCUGCAGUGUUUGUGCACUUGGUCUCUUCGUCCUGCAGCAGUAUGCACGUAAUUCAGCAAAAGGGCUUUUCUCCCCAAACUUGUCUCGAACUUCAGCUAGCCAUGGACUGUGGUUUUGAUUUUGCUUUUUGUUGUGGAUCAGCGAUGCUGCAAAAGUGCCAUUUUUUACUCCACUAGUCUCAGCAAAACUGCAGCUAAACAGCAUUCUGUGGCAGAAACAGCAGCUUCUAAAUGCCACUACAGGUGACUUUCUUUUACAAGUCCACAGAGGCUUUUAUACCAGGGACCUAUGCAGACAGUCUGUUUGAUGCAACGCGUUCUAAAACACAGCCAGAGGGGCAUUAGAUCAACGGCGUGAGUAUUUUUUCCCCCAGCGUUUGAAAGAAACUUUCAUUUGGCUGCACUCAGUGUAAAUGAAAUUCGAGUUUACAUGGCAAGCAAGGUGCUUAAACACAGACCCGUGCUGCAGUGGCGUAUCAACCAAAAGCAGAUCAUUUUUCCCCUCUGAAGCCGUCAGCAUGCAAGCACAGACGUUUUCAAGAAUUGUGCAUAUGUGAGUUUUUCACGUGUUUGUGUGCGUGUUAAGGGUGGAUAUUGUGCUAUCCACGGUGAAGCCCCUUGCUUUAAGCAUGGCUGCCUUUUGCUUGUGUGACUGUCUGUGCUUUAGCAAUCAGCCUCUCCAAGACUUUGUCCAGUCCAACCUGCUAACAACGGCAUGAGUUUACAGUUUUCAGUAGUGUUGACAGAUUUUUUAAACCACUUUCUAAACUGUUUGCCACAAACGUUUUGGUUACUUUUGGAUAAUGACUGAGUGUACAUUGUGUUUGGAGGACAAAGUAAAUGGCUUCUAAACCAUAUUUAGACCGGCAGGUUUCAUAAUGUUGGAACUUUUUUGGAAUACUUUGGCAAAGUUCAAAACAAUUGACCAUUCCUGGCUCCGCCCACAAAUGGGUUCAUGCUUAUUAAGCUUGGACAAGCUUUACACAACGUCGGCAGAAACGUCUUUCAGCCUAAUGAGAAAUUGUAGUUCCAGGUGGCAUAUCUGCACCGAUGGGUGUCGGUAUCGGGACUAUAUCAAUGCUGGAUCGGAUGUCAGAAAUGCAAUAGCACAACAACAUUAGCCUAACAGACCCUGCUGUAGGGAAGUGGAGUGCUCCAGUUGAUUGAGUGUGAUGGCUGGCUUUUAGAUGCGUAGAUCUUAAGCACUCAGUUUAAAAACGGUUCAUUUUAGAGCUUAGUGGAAUAUAUUGGAUGAGUAUUAGAAAAGCCCUGCGAUGGACUCGCGGCCUGUCCAGGGUGUUUCCUGCCUUCUGCCCAGUAAGCGCUGGGAUGGGCUCCAGCAAUCCCCACGAUCCAGGAGGAUAAGAAACCUAGAAGAUGGAUGGAUGGUACUGGGAAAGUAACAUGUCACAGCUUAUCAGAAUCAGUUCAUCAACAACCGAAUUCACCACCAUGCUGUGUUAGCUUGGUUACAUUUUAAAAUGAAUGUGAAUUGAAGAACACACUCCGCUACAGUUUCUAUUAGGCUGAACAGGUUUUUACUAAUGUUCUGUAAAGCCUGCCUAACUUCACAGCAGUUGCUACAAAAGAACAGGACUGUGGGUGCAGCGUGGACGGGUCAACCACUGGUAUUCUGUUCAGAGAAUUUUCUACUGAAUCUGCUUUUCUUUGUAUUACUCUGAGUCCUGUUCUGUCGUAGUCUGUAAUGUUUUCUUUUGUACUCGUUGUUACUUGUAUUAUUACCUUUUGCAGGUUUUUGGGGAUCAUAGCUGAAAGGGAGAGAGCGUGAGAGAGUUAUAAGCACGCAGGCUCAUAGACCUGCCACCAGCAUUGUGAAGAAGCGUGGGUUGACUUGUCUGUUGGUAUAUAUAUCGCACUUAAAAUGGAAGGAGCUCCACCAGUUUUGUUAUAUGAUCAGGCUUGUUGUGUCUAGCAUCAUACUAACAUAAAAUGGCUUUUUCAUGGUCUUUUGUCCUUCAGACCGUAAGGAAAGGGAGGUAAACAGAUUUAUUUCUGAUGAUGAAAGGCUCACGGAAUGGCGUUUAUAGUGCCAUGAAGCUGAGACGGGAAAAACUGAUGCAUUGAAUUAACUUGAUUCAAAUGUAAACAUUGUUUCCUGCUUGAAUUAAAAUAUAUUACAGUAACAGCUCAGUUAUGCAUCAGAAUUACACAUUACGUCCCUUCUUGCUGAAAGUUAGCGAAUACUAAAAAUUGUAUCAUUAUGGGCAUAUAAAAAUUUAUUUACACUGUUUUUUUAAAAAAAAUACCAGCGGCUCUUUAGAACGUGUGAACAUUUCAUGAUAAAUGGACCAAGAGAAAUGGUCCACAGUUAUUUCUGGUCCAGUACAUUAACAUACGUCAAGCCGUUAAUAGUAGUGUUCAUAUUUGAAAUGUUACAUUUCCUUUGGUCCAUAUGUUCUCUGAGCUUGCUUGAGCACAAUAAUUGUCAAUCAAAUCAAUCCAAAUACGUAAAUAAAUAGUUUUAUCUCUUAAUUUAUCAUAUUAUUCAAUUUGUUGAUCGUACUGUAGUACUGAUUUUGAACAUAACAAUAAAAAAUCUAAAUUUCUUUGGGUUGAAGUUUAAAAUGUACUUAAGCCAAAUGGUAACCGCUAAGGGUUCAUCCAGGGUAUAAAUAAACAAAAUGUUGCCAAUUUUAUGUUCAUGUAUCAGUCACAACAUGCUUUAGUUGGUGGACGUGAAUGGGUUAGUUAUGAAAGAUAAAGUCUAUUCCUUUUCUUACAAUAAAGGUCUUCUAAUCUGGACCUUGAAUCCGUUGUCCAGUCCUGGAUUUUCUACUCUCCAGCAGUUUAUUGAUAUGUUAAUGUAACUGAUUGGCUUCCUAGUGUCAUACGUACCAGAGAUUAGAAAUCCAGGACGGAAACUGGAUUCAACUGAUUUGAAGACCUCUGUUGCCACUUGAAGUGCCAAAGUUUCAUUACAGCAGUGUCAGUAUUCUACUAAUGUGUUGUGAGCAUCUGAAUCAAGUCAAUUAAUGAAUGAACUUUUUCAGUGUAGCAUGAUACUGGACACAACUGUGGCGCUGAUCGCUGGUGUGGUGACCUUCUGGCUGUAGAUGCAUUAAGUGCAUGUCUGAGGAAGAACUGAUUAUAUUUUUGGAGAAAUUAAUAUGACACACUAUGUGUUGUGCUGAAUUAAGCUUGUGCUUUGCCUUCCCCACAGAUCACUUGUGGAGAUCAUGUUGACCUCCUUUCCAAGCAGCUGAAUGUUGUUUCUUUUUUUUCUACGUAACGUUUUGUACGAGUAGACGGAUGAAUAGCCUCCAGUAUUUUUCUUGAUCACUGUUUUCCGAUGAUGAUUUUUUAGCUUGGGUUGACUGAAAAAAAAGGAAAUGCAAUGGACAUUAGACAUAUGCGCCUGACCAAACUACCUGUAAACAGAUAAAGAUGUUUGUAUUUUUCUCUGGAUUUUUUUUGUAUGGCUCUGCUGUGCUUGUACUGAGAAUGUAACAUGGUGGAGGAAUGACCGAGGGUGUGGGCACUAUUCUCAGCCUCUGUGGAGACAGGCCUUUUACUGUGCUCAGACUUGUUCUAACAGAGGGUUGAUAUUUUCUCUUACUUUCUGACUUGCUGCAUUAAAAAUGUCACAAAACCAAAAAUAACACUUGAUAACACUUUUUUUA
This is a messenger RNA of Pygocentrus nattereri (red-bellied piranha), 11091 nucleotides long. It is a transcript of the gene cabin1, whose product is annotated as calcineurin binding protein 1. The transcript is spliced from 38 exons. The record is from RefSeq and is a predicted model, not a curated record. Bases 351 to 7259 code for a protein of 2302 amino acids. Gene Ontology annotation, cellular component: nucleus. Gene Ontology annotation, biological process: chromatin organization. Lineage: Eukaryota; Metazoa; Chordata; Actinopteri; Characiformes; Serrasalmidae. Gene Ontology annotation, molecular function: nucleosome binding; protein binding.